This is a messenger RNA of Arabidopsis arenosa, 1016 nucleotides long. NCBI's taxonomy places the organism in Eukaryota, Viridiplantae, Streptophyta, Magnoliopsida, Brassicales, Brassicaceae. The record is from the annotation of a GenBank genome assembly.
AAUAACAUCAAGAACUUUCAGAAGAUAUUUACCCUAGAGUUUUUUUUUUUUUUAAGUUCAAUUUAGGGUUCUUCUCGUUUCCUUACCUAGACAAAGAGCGUGAACGGAGAUCGGAUUAUAAGCUAUGGAUAGAGCCUGGGGUUCGAAGCCUGGUAGCGGAGGCGCCGCCACCGGCCAGAACGAGGCCAUAGAUCGCCGUGAUCGUCUCCGUCGUCUUGCUCUUGAAACCAUAAACCUUGCAAAAGAUCCUUAUUUCAAACAAAAUCACUAUGGAACCUAUGAGUGUAUACUUUGUGCAACGUUGCAUAACAACGAAGGAAACUACUUGGCACAUACUCAAGGUAAAAAGCAUCAGACCAACUUGGCAAAGAGAGCUGCCUUGGAGGCUAAGAAUGCUUCAGCUCAGCCGCAACCGCAGCCACAUAAACGCAAAGUCUCAGUUCGCAGAACAGUUAAAAUCGGUAGACCAGGAUAUAGGGUUACAAAGCAAUACGAUCCUGAGCUGAAGCAAAGAUAUCUUUUGUUCCAAAUUGAAUAUCCUGAGAUUGAAGACAACAUAAAGCCAAGACAUCGUUUCAUGUCAUCUUAUGAACAGAAAGUUCAACCUUAUGACAAGAGAUAUCAAUACCUUUUAGUUGCAGCUGAACCAUACGAAACCAUAUCUUUCAAACCCAACAAGCCUCAGUCCUCUGUUGGAGCAUAUGGACUUCCACCGCCGCCACCACCACUUCCAAUGGCUAAUGAGCUUUGGCCCAUCCCGCCGCCUCCACCACCGGGCAACAUGUGAAAGUGAAACUAGCAAUGCAAGAAUCAACUUUGGUAAAAGAGUGUGCUCUUUGACUAUUAUAUUUUGAUAUUGAUUCUUAAUGCAUAUGUGUUAACUCUCUUGAUAGGCGGAAUUUCAUUUAUGUGUUAACCCUUCUUUUACCUUUUAUGAGUUUUCUUUAUGCCAAAACACACUACUUUUGAUAGGUUUGUUUUUCCGUACGUUAGUUUAAUACAAUUUUUUUCCUUUA